Messenger RNA from Plectropomus leopardus (leopard coralgrouper), 3201 nucleotides. It is a transcript of the gene kras, whose product is annotated as KRas proto-oncogene, GTPase. Gene Ontology annotation, molecular function: GTPase activity; GTP binding. Gene Ontology annotation, cellular component: membrane. Gene Ontology annotation, biological process: signal transduction. The record is from RefSeq and is a predicted model, not a curated record. Lineage: Eukaryota; Metazoa; Chordata; Actinopteri; Perciformes; Serranidae.
GCCCAUAUUCGCUUAAAGGAGGCCAACCUGAGCAGCCAGGCCGGACGCUGGAUCAAAUGGAAAGUUCAAUCGAUUAAUUUGCCCACUUUUUUCGCAUGUUCCCGCUUGCUUUUGAUACGAGGUAGACCGACUUAAAUGCGGGCGUUUCGGUGUGAAAUAGGAAAUGCAGAGAUCGUGUGAAACGGGAGGAUUAUCAGCUUGACUUAUUUGGUCGCUACUUCGGACGCGGAACUCCACUCGCUAAAAGGUGAAUCAUGACAGAAUAUAAGCUGGUAGUGGUGGGAGCUGGAGGCGUUGGCAAGAGCGCACUUACCAUUCAACUCAUCCAGAAUCACUUUGUGGAUGAAUAUGACCCCACCAUUGAGGACUCCUACAGAAAGCAGGUAGUGAUCGACGGAGAGACGUGUCUGCUGGACAUCCUGGACACUGCAGGUCAGGAGGAGUACAGCGCCAUGAGGGAUCAGUACAUGAGGACAGGGGAGGGCUUCCUCUGUGUCUUUGCCAUCAACAACACCAAGUCCUUUGAGGACAUUCACCACUAUAGAGAACAGAUUAAGCGGGUGAAGGACUCUGAGGACGUCCCCAUGGUGUUGGUGGGGAACAAAUGUGACCUCCCGUCCCGGACAGUGGACACCAAGCAGGCUCAGGACUUAGCACGCAGCUAUGGCAUUCCCUUUAUCGAGACCUCAGCCAAAACCAGACAGGGCGUGGAUGAUGCCUUCUACACAUUAGUGCGAGAAAUCCGGAAGCAUAAGGAGAAGAUGAGCAAGGAGGGCAAAAAGAAGAAAAAGAAGUCCAAGACAAAGUGUACACUUAUGUGAAUAUUCACCCAUUUUCAAGACAGACUAAACAAAAGAACUAUGUUGAACAGUUAAGUAAUACAUUUUGUACAUUACACUAAAUUAUUAGCCUCUUUCUCAAUACCCACCAUACUGAAUACUAAACCUGACCCGUUUUUUCUGCCUUUCUAUUAUUUUCUACUUGGACACCAAUAAGCUUUAUUUUCAGUUUAGUGCCAGUUGCCCACGUGUGUUGGUCCAACAGCCUGUUUGAUUUUAUAGGAUGAUGUUGUUGAUUUGGAUUUUUUUUUUAAAUAUAUAAUUCAGGCCUGUGAGCUAAUUACAUCACAAAUUAUUCAUUACCUUCUUAAGAGUUGUUGUUCCCCUCCCUUUGCUUAAAAGGUCAUGACCUGCAAGAGUUCUGUAAUGCCCUUUUAAGUUUGGGAUGCCAAAGAAUGAAUUUUCAUCCCAAUUCUCGGAGACAAAAACAGAUUUGAAGAAAGGACCAACAUUUAGUCAGAUGAGAUCCAAAUGUCCCAGCCACUGUGUAAUUUCCCCAUUUCUAAAGACCUCUAGAUAUGACUUAGUUAUGUCACUGAUAUAAGUAUGCAUGCGAACUCCUACUCUUCUCCGAAUGUUUUAACACCCUAAUUAGCUGUUAAUUAAUUUGCAAUUUGUCAAUGCUUUGUACUGUGUGGGGAGUGAUUUCUUGCCUACAUGAGAUGUUUUUUUUUUUCCCUUUUUUGCAUGCAUUGUGUCCUAGAUGACAUGGGUAUUGCAAACUGCCUCUGGUUUGAUACAUUUAGAAGCAGGGAGGAACUCUGACCCAAGUGGACAUCACAGUCUUGUUUUCAGGUUCACAUAAAGUAAUCAUUACUCCAUUUUUUGUGAGAAAUAAAUCAGCCAUUUUCGCUCGAUAAAAGACAAAUUCAGAGAUCCAGAAUUUUACCUGUUUAGUGAUGAUAAAACGAGGCUAGCAGCCAGGUUUCGUGUCGGCCAGAGUCAUUUUAUGUUGCUGGGAUCCAUGCCUCGUCACAAGCUUAUGUGGAACAGCUUGUUUGAUCUUAUUGGUCACAUAUUUCCUGUUUAAAGGCUUGACUGCAGGAUUGUUUGUGUUUAUCCUGACAAUAAUCAUUUCAUUGCUACAGUUCGAGUUCUCUUGCCAGUAGUUUCCUGAUUAUGGCGUCACAUUUAAACAGCGUGAGGACCGUUUAUCAGCUUAUUAUCCGAUGUUUGUCAGGUUUUAAAUUUUAGGAUUCACGAUGCUCCGGUAGCUGGCCACAGAGGUGUCAUGCCUUACAUAGUUUCCUAAGCUGUUGACUUUUUUUGCUUGUGACUGGCUAGAAAGCAGAGUGCAUCUUUUAAGCAGCUUUCAGGAAUAUUUCUCUUGGUGUGGUGUCGCAGAGGUUGUUAAAAAUGUUGUCCAAAUGGAUUUCCAGAUUCUUCCUUUAGUGGAGCUUUUGUAAGAGUUUUGGGAUUAAUUUCCUAAAGUGUUGAAACUGUUUGUUGGCGCUGCCUUUCAACAGAAAUGAUUGUCCAGCAAAGCAAUUUCUCAUUUUCUCUUACAAAGCUCGUGUAUCGUGGUGAUGUAACUGGAACUGAUGUUUGUAAAUGAGGCUGUAAUUGCCAUAAAAUUGGUUUUAGAGAAAAUUGUCUGAAUUUAAACAUUUUUUAAAAAAAAAAGUCCUUGUUUCUUACCCGGGUCAACCCGUAUUUCACCUCUUCCAUGGUAUUUACAAGCUGUUCCCCUGGGGAUUUAUAUUUGCCUUUUAUGUUUGCAUUAGGUGCUACAUUUAGACGGUAGAAAGAGCCGAGACAACAUUUACUUGGUCCCAUGUGUGCUCAAGAAAUACACAAAAUGCUGUUCUAGGGAAGCGAUGUAAUCGACACAGAAAAUCCAGACAUGACACAUUUUGCUCUCCGAAUUAACGAAUUUUGACCCAGUUUGUUAUUACCUCUUUUUUUCAUGAAGUAGUUAAUAACUGUUAAUGCAAUUUUAAUUAUGGAUCCCUCUUGUUAACAGAACUGUUUCAAAAGUAGUUUUACUGAAAUGUUUGAAAUGUUCCUCUUCCUUUUAUUGCGUGCCAACAGCUGAUUUCUGAAAUGUAUCAUUUAUACCUGGAUCAUAUUUUAACAACCUUUGUAUAGUUGUGAUACUGAAAGGUGCAUAUUUUGUAAAUUGUGCUUCAUUUCGUUGGUGUGUCUAAAUGAAUGUUGCUUUAAUGGAGUUUUCACUCCGCUCUGUGUAUGUGAUUAGAGAGUGUGACUGGGUCCAGGUCUAGGGAAGUGAAUGAAUGACCACUUUACAACACACCUGUUGUGGGCAGUGUAGAGUGGUGAUCUGAUCUCAAAUGAGUCUAUUUUUUGCCAUGAAUCUCACCACUCCUAUUUAAUGUGUAAUAAAGAACAAAGUAAAGAGGAA